ACCUCGUUGCUAAGGGACUGUGCACCAAUGCAAUCAAUUCAUCUUUAGACAUGAAGAAAUCGCAAAGCGAGACAUGCAAGAGGACUUGAUCGCUUUGCUUAUGUUUUCUGAAAAUCUGUUUACGUAGCUGACAGUACUUUUUUUAAGUAAGCCAGUAGUUUCGAUUUCCAAAAUGGGGGAGCCACAGCAGGUCAGUGCUCUUCCUCCUCCUCCGAUGCAGUACAUCAAGGAGUACACGGAUGAAAAUGUGCGAAAGGGACUGGCCCCCAAACCCCCUCCUCCUAUUCGAGACACUUACAUGAUGUUUGGUAAUCAGUUCCAAUGUGAUGAUCUCAUUAUUCGACCACUGGAGAGCCAAGGCAUCGAGCGCCUUCACCCUAUGCAGUUUGACCACAAAAGAGAGCUGAAGAAACUAAAUAUGUCCAUCCUGGUCAACUUUCUGGACCUUCUGGACAUCCUCAUCAAAAGCCCAGGCAGCAUUAAGCGAGAGGAGAAGCUGGAGGACUUGAAGCUCCUUUUUGUCCACAUACAUCACCUCAUCAACGAGUACCGUCCCCACCAGGCCAGAGAGACGCUGCGGGUCAUGAUGGAGGUUCAGAAGAGACAGAGGCUGGAGACGGCUGAGCGUUUCCAGAAGCAUCUGGAGCGGGUGGUUGAGAUGAUCCAGGGGUGUCUUGCCUCGCUGCCUGAUGAUUUGCCACAACCCAGCAGCUCUAGCAUGGGAGAGGCUGGUGGCGCGGCGUCAGCUGGAGACUCCAGACUGAAAACUGAGCCUAUGGAUGUAGAAGAGACCAGUGUUAGCUGCAUGGUUGCACAAACUGACAAAAAUGUGCCCAGUAAGAAGGACAAAGUGUGGGAUAAGGAUGCUGCAAUGUGCAGUAUUAUUGAUGAGAUGACCUGAGCUGUCUAAGGAAUGUAUUCAGAAAAUAUUAGCUCUUCAACUUUGUUACAAAAUUUGGAACUGCCUUGGACUACAGACAUUUUUACUAUUUAACAAGGUUGCCAGAUUAAACAGUCAAUUAAGUAGACAUGUAAAGUGAUAAAGGUCUAAUGGUCUUUUCAUAUCUCACUGUAUUUUUGUGUUAUAUAAAUAAAACAGGGACAUUGUAAACUAUAAUAAAAGCAUGUUUGAAUGCUUAAUACCUC
This is a messenger RNA of Carassius gibelio (silver crucian carp), 1146 nucleotides long. RefSeq names its product mediator of RNA polymerase II transcription subunit 7. NCBI's taxonomy places the organism in Eukaryota, Metazoa, Chordata, Actinopteri, Cypriniformes, Cyprinidae. The record is from RefSeq and is a predicted model, not a curated record. Gene Ontology annotation, cellular component: mediator complex. Gene Ontology annotation, molecular function: transcription coregulator activity. The transcript is spliced from 2 exons. Bases 173 to 901 code for a protein of 242 amino acids. Gene Ontology annotation, biological process: regulation of transcription by RNA polymerase II.